Messenger RNA from Eurypyga helias (sunbittern), 1491 nucleotides. It is a transcript of the gene MYLIP, whose product is annotated as myosin regulatory light chain interacting protein. Lineage: Eukaryota; Metazoa; Chordata; Aves; Eurypygiformes; Eurypygidae. Gene Ontology annotation, molecular function: ubiquitin-protein transferase activity. The record is from RefSeq and is a predicted model, not a curated record. Gene Ontology annotation, cellular component: cytoskeleton. Gene Ontology annotation, biological process: ubiquitin-dependent protein catabolic process. Bases 1 to 1056 code for a protein of 351 amino acids. The transcript has 5 exons.
AUGUUUUUCUUGCAUAUAAAAGAAGAUCUUCUUGCUGGUAACCUUCAGUGUUCGUCAGAGCAUGCAAUUGAACUUAGUGCAUUGCUGGCACAGAUGAAGUUUGGCGAUUAUAACCAGAACACUGCCAAGUACAAUUAUGAAGAACUGUGUGCAAAAGAGCUCACCACUACCAUCCUGGAGAGCAUUAUUACAAAGCACAAGGAGCUGGAAGGUUUAAGUCAAGCUUCUGCUGAAUACCAGGUUCUGCAGAUUGCUACAACCCUGGAGAACUAUGGGGUAGAGUGGCACUCAGUGAGAGAUAGUGAAGGGCAGAAACUCCUUAUUGGUGUUGGACCCGAAGGCAUAUCCAUCUGUAAAGAUGACUUCAGUCUUAUCAACAGGAUUGCUUAUCCUGUUGUUCAAAUGGCAACUCAGUCUGGGAAGAAUGUAUAUCUGACUGUUACCAAGGAGUCUGGUAAUAGUGUAGUUCUCUUGUUCAAGAUGAUCAGUACAAGGGCAGCAAGUGGCCUUUACAGAGCAAUUACGGAGACGCAUGCAUUUUAUAGGUGUGACACUGUUACUAGUGCUGUCAUGAUGCAAUACAGUCGAGACUUAAAGGGCCACCUAGCGUCUCUCUUCCUGAAUGAAAACAUUAAUCUUGGUAAAAAGUAUGUCUUUGACAUUAAAAGAACAUCAAAAGAAGUUUAUGAUCAUGCCAGGCGAGCUCUUUAUAAUGCUGGCAUUGUGGAUCUUGUUUCAAGAAGCGACCAAACCCCACCAAGUUCUCCCCUUAAGUCUUCAGAAAGUAGCAUGAACUGUGACAAUUGUGAGGGUCUUAGCUGCCAGCAAACCAAAGCUCUGCAGGAGAAGUUGCGGAAGCUGAAGGAGUCCAUGCUCUGUAUGCUGUGUUGUGAAGAAGAAAUAAAUUCGACCUUUUGUCCCUGUGGCCAUACAGUAUGCUGCAAGGCCUGCGCUGCCCAGUUACAGUCGUGUCCUGUUUGCAGAUCUCGUGUAGAGCAUGUCCAGCAUGUGUACUUGCCAACCCACACCAGUCUUCUCAAUCUGACUGUGAUAUGAUCUACGUAUACACUUUAAACUAUCGUGUACUUUUUAAACUGCACUACUAAAAAAUGCAACCUUUGAUUGUGAAGAAAGCAGUCACUCUAUCCACGAUCAAAAGCAGAAAUACUGCAUUUUUGAACAUAAGUAUUCAGCAUUUCCAAAAUGGUUUGGGACAUCUUUUGAGAUCAGAAGUGUAAUUGAUUCAUGUUACUUAAAAGGAGAAUGACGUGUAAGUUUGUGGCAUGGUGGCGUUGCCAAAAAGCGAGGCAAACCUGGAGAAAUGUGGUGUACAUGUAUUGACGUACCCAGCGAGAGCAACGCAGCCUUUUGUUUUAGACUCUUCAGAUCAUUAGUAGUACAGUUGCUCCAUUUAUUUUAAUAGUAAGACUAGCUUUUACAAGUAUCAGUUUGUUAUGGCUCAUAGUUUCUGCUUUUAGUAAACUGCUUUAA